Rhineura floridana is the source of this 3447-nucleotide messenger RNA. It is a transcript of the gene SLC33A1, whose product is annotated as solute carrier family 33 member 1. Gene Ontology annotation, molecular function: acetyl-CoA transmembrane transporter activity. Gene Ontology annotation, cellular component: membrane. The transcript is spliced from 6 exons. The coding region runs from base 637 to 2286 and encodes 549 amino acids. Lineage: Eukaryota; Metazoa; Chordata; Lepidosauria; Squamata; Rhineuridae. The record is from RefSeq and is a predicted model, not a curated record.
UUUCCGCCCUCUCGUUCUCUGUUUAUCUCUGAUAGGAUAGCUUCUAAGAGAUGUAACUCCCGUUCGGCCAAUAGGAUAGACCCACGGCUGCCAGGACCUUUUGCUGUUUUGGCGGUACCUUUCGGGGACGGGUUGUGUUUUCAUUCAGGAAGCUUUUACGGGUUGGACUGUGCCGGGUCGUGGCCUGGGGUGGGGGAGUAUAUUUCUGAUUGAUUUCGAGACCCGGCCGGGACGACGGAGGUUUUGUGUCGGUGGCUGCAACGAGGAAGAAGCGACCCCGUCUUUGGAGCGCUGCUUUCUUUCCCAGUGAAGAUCCGGAAGGAGGCCCGUCGCUUCGCACAGGCAAGAGUGGCCCACAAGUGGAGAAUUUGCACCUCUCUCCUCUUCUCGUUUUCUCUGUCCUUUUAGGGGGUGUGAGGAAACCUCUGACUUCGAGCCGGCUUAGCAUACUCGCCACUGAGGAGUCGCUUAGGCUGGAAACAGAGGAGCGAAGAGUGGGCCGAACUGACAACCCUCCCGCUGUUCCAGAACUACCCCGCGCUGUUGGGAGCGACUUGGCUGCUAUAAAGGAUUUGCUGGUGGGGAACGGAUCCCCUCCCUUUUCCCAGGACGGCGGCGUUGGACUGCGUGUGUGACAUGUCCCCAACGAUCUCCUGCAAAGACAGCAGUCGGCAACGCCGGCCUGGCAGCUACCAGAACUCGCUGGAUGUGAUGAAAAGUGAGUCUCCACCUCUGGACUUUUAUGGAGAUGGCCACGCUGAGACGGUUGGAGCAGGUGACAGAGUGGCACUUUUUCAAGAGCCAGAUGUUAGACCACUUGGGACUCCCCGAGGCUAUCGAGCAGAGCUCGGCAGUAUCUUACUGCUCCUCUUCCUCUACGUGCUGCAGGGUAUUCCUCUGGGGCUUGCGGGCAGCAUUCCGCUCAUCUUGCAAAGCAAAAAUGUUAGCUACACAGACCAGGCUUUCUUCAGCUUUGUCUUCUGGCCUUUCAGUUUAAAGCUGCUUUGGGCCCCCUUGGUGGAUGCUGUGUACUUCAGGAGCUUUGGCCGCCGCAAGUCAUGGCUUGUGCCCACUCAGUACAUCUUAGGGCUUUUUAUGAUGUACCUUUCUGUGCAGGUGGACUCCUUGCUUGGGGAAAAAGAUGGCAAAACCCCAGAUGUGGUGGCCCUUACAGUGACCUUCUUCUUGUUUGAGUUCCUGGCAGCCACUCAGGACAUAGCUGUAGACGGCUGGGCAUUGACUAUGUUGUCCCGGGAGAAUGUGGGCUAUGCUUCCACUUGUAACUCUGUGGGCCAGACAGCUGGCUACUUCUUGGGAAAUGUCUUGUUUUUGGCUCUUGAAUCAGCUUCCUUCUGCAACAAGUAUUUGCGGUUUCAUCCCCAACCCAGAGGAAUUGUAACACUUUCAGAUUUCCUGUUUUUCUGGGGUGCUGUUUUCUUGAUAACUACCACCUUGGUUGCACUCUUGAAAAAAGAAAAUAAGGAAAGAACCCCAUCAAAAGAUGAAACAAAAGGCAUCAUGGAUACAUACAAGCUGCUCUUCUCAAUAGUCAAAAUGCCAGCAGUCCUUACAUUCUGUGCCCUGAUUUUAACAGCAAAAAUUGGAUUUUCGGCAGCAGAUGCAGUUACAGGCCUCAAACUGGUAGAAGAAGGAGUACCUAAAGAACACUUGGCUCUACUUGCUGUUCCAAUGGUUCCACUGCAGAUCAUAUUGCCUCUGAUUAUCAGCAAAUACACAGCAGGUCCACAGCCCCUGAACACAUUUUACAAAGCUAUGCCAUUUAGGUUACUGUUUGGAUUGGAAUUUGCUCUCUUGGUUUGGUGGACUCCCAAAGUAAAAUAUGAAGGAGGAUUUCCUAUCUAUUACUAUAUUAUACUGUUGCUGAGUUAUGCUUUGCAUCAGGUUACACUGUAUAGCAUGUAUGUUGCUAUCAUGGCUUUCAAUGCCAAAGUUAGCGACCCACUCAUUGGAGGAACAUACAUGACACUACUUAACACAGUCUCAAAUUUGGGAGGAAACUGGCCUGCAACAUUAGCUCUUUGGCUUGUGGAUCCACUUACAGCAAAGGAGUGUGUUGGAGCUCAAGGACACAACUGCGGGACUACAGCUGCUGCAGAACUUUGCACAAAAGAAGGUGGAUCUUGUAUUAUUACCCUGGAUGGUUAUUACGUGGAAUCCGUAAUAUGCAUGACUUUGGGAUUUGUUUGGUGGCUCUUUCUUGGACCCAAAUUCAAAAAGCUGCAGGAUGAGAGAGCAUCUUCAUGGAAAUGCAGAAGAACCAGUUAAUAAAAAAAACUAGCAAAAGUUGUUAUGGUCUUAUCCCAUAAUGAGUACACAAGAGAACAAUGCAUCUGUGUAGAAAAGAUGGCCAGUUUAUACAUGCCAAAUGACUUUACAAAAAUCAAGCCAGGAAAGUAGUAUAUGGAUCAGUGAUAAAAGCAUACACACCCCUGGCAAAAUUACCUUUUAAGGUUAAAAUAAGUAAGUCAUACUCAAAACAGCACUUUAAAACUACAUAGCUGUUCUGCUAACUUGCAGUAUCUGCCUUUUUUCUUCUGAUUGAUUUGUUUAACAGUGCUAAACAAAACUUUCAUGAAAUGAUAACUUUUUGAUUUAAAUAUAUGCAUUGAAUGUACAUAGUAAAAGAAGCUACAGAGAAAACAAACAAUAUGGUACAUUCCUCCCCUCCCUCUUUGAAUUGCUUUAUAUUGCUGACCGUAACUAAACUUUAUGGGAGAAAACAAUGCAUAGCAACAGAUUCUCUCAGGAGUGUUUUCCUGGCUUCUAUAAGCUUUAAAGAUUUAGAAGAGGAGUAUUUUUAUAAUGGUGAAAGUUUAGUGUUUUUUUCCCCAGUGUGCACACUUGACUUCCAAGGCACUUUGAUUUCCAAAUAAAAGUUUCUUCACUGCAGCAUUAGUGUGAGGGGGAAUGGCUCACUAGGUACUUAAAAUUGACACAACUGGUAGAAAGGCGGCAGGCAUAUUGACCAGUACUGGAGAAAAGGCUUCCAAAAGAUUAGGAGCACGUAUAAGGUCAGUGAGUUCAGUUUAUGUGAAGAAGGAAAUACGUGGUUUCUCAAGAAUUGAUCAUACUUUUUGUGUGUGUGUGACAUUGGAACUCAAGGGACUACGCAAAAGAUGCAGUGCCUUUUGAAAAGAAGUUGUGUAAGAUAGUGAUAAAUUGUCAGUACUUCUCAUGUUUUAGAACAUUCAUAUCAUUCUAAUACAAGAGAGUCAUUCAAUCAUUCCCAGCUGAUGCUAGGAAUCUAUUAACUGGUAAAGCAUUGUUACAAUUAUCAUUAAGAGGGAUUCUUCUCUUUAGUGCCUUUAAGAUGUACAUGAUGUAUCAACUAAAAAGGGGGCCCUAUUAUAGUAUGCUGGUUGUAUUUGGUACAUCUUUCAUAUUAAAAUACCUUCAAAAGGUAUGACAGGCUAGUGUCAUACUCUU